AUGGGGCAGGAUAGCGCGUACGUCGUGGUGCUCUACUACAAAUACGUGCGUCUGUGCGAGACGCGAGAGGAGCUGAAAGCCUUUGCGGCUGCCCAUGACCAGCUGUGCUCGUCCUUGGGAGUCACCGGUCGCGUGCGACUCGCACUGGAAGGCAUCAACGGAACGUUGGGCGGUUCUAGCGCCAAUGUGCAGAGCUACAUCGACACAAUGAAGCAGCAGCCGCAAUUCGCCGACGUGGACUGGAAGACCAGCUCGUCGCGAGUGGAGCCGUUCCCGGAGCUACAUGUGCGUGUAGUAGCGGAGAUUGUGGCCCUGGAACUGCCGGACGACGCCUACGACUUAAGUCUGCGCGGCAAACACUUGACUCCAGAGCAAUUCCGGUCCGAACAAUUGAGCUCCGACGCCGAAUCUAUCGCUCUCAUUGACGUCCGUAACACGUACGAGUUCAACGUCGGUCACUUUGAGGGGGCUUUGAACCCCAAAACUCGUCGCUUCGGACAAUUCCCGCAGUGGGUUCGAGACGAGCUGCCUAUGCUACAGCAGAAGGACAAGGUGCUCAUGUACUGCACAGGUGGUAUCCGUUGCGAGAAGGCUUCGGCUUAUCUGAAGCACUUGGGUCUGGAGAACGUCUAUCAGCUGGAAGGAGGCAUCCACCGCUACCUCGAGCGCUUCCCGGACGGCGGAGGUCUCUUCCAAGGCAAGAACUUCGUCUUCGACCAGCGCGUGACUGUGGCGUCCGAGGACAAGACAGUAACGGGGCAAUGUGAGCGCUGCCAGGUGCCGCACGAUACGUUGCCGGGAACUCGUUGCGCCUACUGCCGCAUGCACGUGCUGCUCUGUGAAUCGUGCCGCGAGAGUGCGAAAGCUCGUGGAGAGACCGACGAAGACGUCUUCUGUGACGAGCAUUCACCGUUGGUCUCCGGAUCACUGGGAGACCUUGAAACACGCUUCGAGGUACUCCAAGAUUCGCUGUCGAACGAGCAGGGUCGAGGCAAGAAGGGACGCCGUCGUUCACUACGCAAGCAGCUUGACACUGUUGAGCGCCGGAUACAGCGCCUAGCUACUGCUUAA
This is a messenger RNA of Phytophthora infestans T30-4, 1071 nucleotides long. RefSeq lists its product as uncharacterized. NCBI's taxonomy places the organism in Eukaryota, Oomycota, Peronosporomycetes, Peronosporales, Peronosporaceae. The record is from RefSeq and is a predicted model, not a curated record. The coding region runs from base 1 to 1071 and encodes 356 amino acids. The transcript has a single exon.